Molecule: messenger RNA, 720 nt
Organism: Gossypium arboreum
Lineage: Eukaryota; Viridiplantae; Streptophyta; Magnoliopsida; Malvales; Malvaceae
Product: heavy metal-associated isoprenylated plant protein 42-like
Exons: 3
Coding region: 1-720 (239 amino acids)
Molecular function (GO): metal ion binding
Source: RefSeq, a predicted model, not a curated record
AUGGCAGAUGCUCCGACUGUCCCAAGUUGUGUUUUGAAAGUGAACGUUCAUUGCUGUCCUGCAUGUCCCAAGAAAGUGAAGAAAAUGUUGCAGAAAAUCAAUGGGGUGGAUGCCGUCGACAUAGAUACCGAAAACGGGCUGGUCACUGUUCAUGGCAUUGUCCAACUCUCUACGCUCAUUCAAACGAUAUCAGAAAAGAUGGGCAAAAAAGCAGAGCUUUACGCCUACGAGAAGAACCCCAAGACUAAUAACGAGAAACUAGACAAUGAGAACACUUGUUCUGCUUGUAAAUACGAGGAAAAGAACCAAACAUGUUCUUUUGCUGAUAAAUCUAAUGACGGUAAAGCUAAAGACCCUGUCUCACAAGGACCCGAAGUAUCGAAUCACCCACAACUUGUCACGGAAAAGAAGAAACACUGGCUUGGUUGUUGGUUUGGCAAGAAGAGCAGUGUUGAACCAAGAAUGUUUGGCAGUUUUGGAGGAACAAGGCCAGGGUGUUACGCAUGGCUGCCGCCACCACCAUUGCCACCUGCAUUUCGACUGCCAUCAUAUAGAUGUAGACAAUAUCGACCAGUUUAUCCUUACUCGCCACCUUACCAGAUAACAAAGCCGCCGCGACCAUAUCCCUAUGAUUUCUAUGAGGAUACGGAACCGCCAAUAGGCAACUCUGUUUUUCACACAUUUCAUGAUGAUAAUGUUAAUGCUUGCAGCAUAAUCUGA